Saccostrea cuccullata (small rock oyster) is the source of this 687-nucleotide messenger RNA. RefSeq lists its product as uncharacterized. The record is from RefSeq and is a predicted model, not a curated record. Lineage: Eukaryota; Metazoa; Mollusca; Bivalvia; Ostreida; Ostreidae. Gene Ontology annotation, biological process: double-strand break repair via homologous recombination. The transcript has 3 exons. The annotation marks the transcript as partial. Gene Ontology annotation, cellular component: chromosome; cytoplasm; nucleus. Gene Ontology annotation, molecular function: four-way junction helicase activity; ATP binding; 3'-5' DNA helicase activity.
AUGGCGACCGACCUGGAGAAUGCUAUUGAGAAAGUAUUGCAAGAUUUCAAGAUUCAAACGUUAAAGGAGGAACAGAAGGAUAUUUUAUUGACAGCUCUGAAUAAUAAAGACUGCAUGGCAAUUUUACCAACCGGAUAUGGGAAGUCGUUGCCAUAUCAGAUGUUGAUACCUGUCCGAAAACAGUUGCAGAUUCAGAGAUCCCCAGACUUAGACUCUUACAACGUCGGAAAGAUUAUCGUUUGUUCGCCUUUAAUUGCGUUAAUGCAAGAUCAAGUGGAUAGAUUGAACUCUAUUCCAAAUGUUAAAGCAGUUUACAAAGGCGAGAGUAAAGACAGUGACCAUAUUAUUGCGGAGGGCAAGUUUGAUUAUCUUAUUGCAUCGCCAGAGGUAUUGGUUGGCAACAGUGGCUUCCGGCGGGUGACUGGAAAAACCCGAAACCCCCCGAUUUUUGGAGAAUACCCAUACAGGAGGGGUGAAACCCCAAUAAAGUGGUGGAAACCCCAUAAAAUUGAACAGGAAGCUGUUGUAGGACCUGUUGGGAGAGUAAUUAAUGGAGCUGUUGAAGGACUCAGGAUGGGUACAGGAUGGCUUGUAGCUGGUGUAAUUGAUGGAGCUGAAGCAGGAGGAAUUGAUGAAGCUGCAUUCGGGAUGGGUGCUGGAAUUGACGGAGCUGAUGCAGGCCCCCAA